GUUUUUAUUUCGUUUUUUCGUUUUUUUUUUUACUUCUGUUGACAGUUUGUUGUGGUCUUUGUUGCCAAUGCUCAUUGUGCGUCAUACUAAUUAAUGUGCAUACUCGUAUCUGUAUGUAAGCCGCUUUGCGAUCUGCUGUUCUCCUAAUUACUAACCCAUCGCCGCAUUUGCUGAUUUCGGUUACACACACACACACACACACAAACACCGUUGCUUAUGCCAAUUACCCACAGACAUUUUAUUUUAUUCAAAAUUCAAAUAUGUUAUAAAUGGUGUGUGAAUGAUUGUCUGUGAAUACGGGCUAUAUGGGUAGAAGAACACAUACGCUACGUUAUUACCGUUUGUAAGUACAAUAAUUUCUAUAAUUGAUAUUGUGGCGACCGACGUGUUUAGCAUAUGUAAUAAGUGUUUUGUUAAUUGUGCGCGGAAUACAGUGAAAUACAGUGAACCUGCGCAUACAAUGGAGCCGAAGAAGUAUUUAAGAAGACCUCGAUUCGCUUUAACGCUUUUGCUGUCAUUAAUAUUCAAUAUUGCUCUCAUAUAUUUCUUAUUUUAACUGCUGUAAAAGUUCUUUUGGCGCACAAAUUCUUGUUGUCGUUUUGAUUUUCAAUUUAUUAUUCCAAAGUGUGUACCUCUAUACUGCAUGCGGGUCAUCAAAACUCUAAUCGGUUGGAUGGAUUUCUAAGGGGACCAAAUUUCUUAGUUUAUUUUGAUUUUCUCUCCGAUUGUCCAUGUAACAUUUUCAAUAUAUGUAUUUUUGAUAUCGAAAAAAUCGUAACCCUUUAAGACAAAAACUCAUGUGCACCUUAUUGUAAAAUUCGCCAGACUUGCCUGCAUACAUAUGUAUGUAUUUACAUACCCAUCUAUUUGAGUACUAAGUAUUAAGAAAUAAACAAAAAUAGUGCGAUUACUCAUCGCAUUUCGUCCACCAACAGAAUCCCAUGUUAGUUAAAAACAAAAUACGAAAAUACAAAAAGAAAAAUUUGCUUCAACUUGCGCACAAGUUACACUCGCAGACGAUUUUCUCCAAAUCAGCCUGCCGUGCCGAUAUACUAAUACUCUUGCACGAUUUUCGAAAUGUUGUUUUCCUGAGACAAGCAUGUUUAUUGCAAUAGUGAACUAGUGAAUUAGAUGCUUAAUGAAAAUUGUGUAAAUAUGUCAUGGAAGAACCUCCUCUGCUCAGUUUUUAUUCUUCCAUUACUCUCUUCUUUGUAUUUGCUGUUGGUCGGCGAAGCAGAGAAGCAAAGAGGAACCAGAUGAUCGUUCAGUUAAACAGCCAAUGGCGUUGGUCUCGGCUUGGCCCCGAAUACUACAUAAUUUAGCAGUUGGGCACGCAAUCAAUACCCCACACAGCACAGAAGUAAACAAAAACUGCUACUCUUUCAAUGUCAAUUUCCGCUCACCAUUUCGCAGUGACGAAUAUACAUAUGUAUGAAUGGAGAAAUAGGCAUUUGUAUGUGGUGGUAUUACAGUUAACCGAGAAAUAGAUGCUGAGGUUUAGCAACUUCAUUGACAAAAUAUUGGAUUGAAGUUGGAAAAAUACCUACUUGUACUACACCUAGUUCUAUAUUACUUAACGAAGAGUUAUUGCUGCUGUCAAGAACUUACAAACUGUCAAGAAGUGUUUGACUUAUAAUUUAAUUUUGCAAUGCCCUCACUAAUACGUUAUAUUACACCUUGUGGCUGUGUUUGGAUUAUAACUGAUUUUCUGCGACUGUUUUGCAUAUACUUAGGCGCUGAAUUAAAUCGCUCAUACGCCCUGUGUUUUGCAGCUAAAUGCUGAAGUUUUCCCAAUUACUUACAAAUUAGUUGGAAAUUAGUAUGUGCCGAGUAUGUCUCCGUUGCUAGGCUCUGACGUGAUGAUUCGGUAAAUGAUUAAUCAUAAAUUAUUGUAGAGUGUGAAUAGUAUUUUCAUUUUCAUUAAGAUAUGCAUAUGUACAUUUCUAAAUGUAGCGUUGGUUGGUUAGUUUCUCUUUACACGUCUCUCUUUAUGUUGCGUUUGGAGUUCUCAGUCGCAAAAUCUCAUUAGAUUUUGAAAAUUUGCUUUCGAAUGAGAAAAAAUAUUUUCGAACGGACUCUCUUGAUCUCCCAAGAGAAUAUAAUUUUCGAAAAUAACAUCUUGAUGUUUUCGAAAACUUUUCAACAACUACGCUAGAGUAGACAACGUCAACUUUGGCGCAUCAGCCAAAAAACUGUAGUGCGGCAAUAGCUUCGUGAAUUAUAGAUCGAUGUGUACGAGCUUUGCAGCCAAUGGCCGAACUGAGUGUUCGUGGCCAUUUCGAAUAAUGUGUUUUGAAAAUUCUUAUUGUUAGUGGUAAAUGAGAGUCGACUGUGGCGGGUGUAGUUUUAUUAAUAAUCGUGGUGUCGACUGGAUUGUAAUCGUUAAGAAAAUAAGAAUCAAUUAUAAGAAAAACAAAAAUACGAACGAAUAUUUAGAAUUCUUGAUUCCUGAUUCGAGCGAUUGCAAUAACUUCGCGUUUUCAUUUUGAAAAUACACGAAAUGGUAGCCUUUUCAGCGAAAUUCAAAGAAUGUGCAAAAAAAGGAAAUUUUUAAAUUUAAUUAAAUUUAAAUUUUUUUUUUAUAUGUAAUUGUAAAAUAAACGAAAAAGCGCUAAGCACUCGCUAGAUACGAGCAUAAUAACCCAUUGCUGUAUUAAAAAUAAAAAGUGUUACAUACAAAUCAAUGAAAACAAUUUAAAGCAAAACAUGAUAAAUUCAUUGCAAACAGUAUUGACGCAAAAGCGCUACAAAAACGGAACCAUUAACUUCAAGAAUAGUCACACCAACAAAAACAACAGCAGCAUCUAACACAAGAGCCGUCUGAAGGAAAUAAUUCGAAAAGUUUGUCUGUCAGCGUCGCCAUACACUAUUAUAUGCAAGUACACAGACCCAUACAAACCUACGAACGUACCCAAGUACAUAUGAAGAGCAAUUUUUGCCAAGAGCAAAAGCCAAGGAGUGACCUAACGGCUAAACGAACAUUGGCAAUAGGAAAUAUUCUUAGACAUGCAGCUAUUUUUGGCAAAGCUAAUUUUUUCUACAGCAUAACAUCAAAGAUUUAUUAUUAUUUACCUAUCCCGACCGCCCAGUGAAGAUAGGCAAAUCACACUAACGAGCUGCCUCUCCAUUGAACUCAAUAAUGGUUUUUGUAAUUUCUCGUCUUCAAUUAUUAUUUGAUUUGAUAAUACCGUUUUAAUAAUUAAAUUAAAUAAAAACUCGUACAGAUAUUAUUCGCUUAUUUUUUCAUAAAAAUAACUUCGGUCUAUUUUGUGAACCAAAAUAGAACUUCCUCAUUUCCAUAAGGUCAAAUUGAAAUGUGCUUCUGUGUGUAGAUUAAACAGGCGUGUGCUACGCAAUGAAAAAUAUAUAAACACGCGAAAGUGGAAUGUAAACAAAACGUAGAGGCAAAGAUCAUUUCGAAAUAAGAACUUAAAUUGAACGCUUCCACUCUUUUACUAGCCAAUACGCACCCCACCUAUGCAUUUCUCUUCGUAGCAAUCACUUGGUAACAAUUAUUUGAGGAUUGGUAUUUUCAUUGGUGAUGGUUUGAAAAUGUUGUGAAAUAUCCCGGAAAUUGGACUGUUCGCUAAACAUCAAAUAUAACGGAUUAAAUAGUGCUUUUACAUAUUUUUUUUUUUACUUUUUUGGAAAAUAAAGCGAAUUCAAUGUGAGUUUAUUGAUUUAAAAUAAAACGGGCACGGGGAAAGGUGAAAGGUGAAAAUAACAAAACUAAACUAUCUGCAACCAAAAGCACUUUGAAGUGGUAGCAAUCGUUUCGCAGUGGAAUAACGGUAGUAUAAGCAAUAAAAUAAUAUAAAUUGAACAAAAGUAAAGAAUGGCCACAACAUUCUUGAAUCGAUUUCAUCGCGAAAAAAGUGAACGUCAGGGGCUGGUGGCGGCAGAUAACAAUGUCAACAGCAAAUCGAAGAAGAAAGACAAAGAUAGUGGCAGCGGCGGAAAAGCUGCUGAUGACACAAAUGGCGUUGGGAUCAUGUCUCCCACGCCAACAGAUAUGCCGAACUCGGAGACAGCAACACCAUUGCCACCUCCAACAUCUGAGGCGACAAUUACUGCGACAACAACAACUGCAGCAACAACGUCGCAGCAGCAGCCAUCUCGUCAACAGCGCCGCUACAUACGCAGCGCCACAGCGGCGAGUGUAACACAGCUCUUGUCGGAAAGCUAUAGCAGUCUCUUACAAAGAUUCCGUCGUCAUCCGAGCGAACGACCCGAUAAAAGCCAAAAUCAGCAGCACCAAAAACGAAAUCGUGAUAUUAAAGGUGCUGCAAACGACGAACGUCGGGAUACCAGUAAGACGCCAACAAACUUCGAUAAUAAUAAUUCAAAGUCGGUGAAAGAUCGCGAAAGGCUGUUCGAUAAUUGUGAAUCUGCUACCAACAAUAACAAACACAGCAACGAGAUGUCGGAGCGUCGACGUUAUUAUGGAGGAGGCGGAGCAGGGGGUGGCUAUUAUGCCGGUGGCGGUGGCACCAGUACAGGCCGCUAUCAGAAAAGCGCAACUGCCGUGUCCGCACUGGAUCGUUUACGGUCGAACUUGAGUCCCGUUACGUCAUAUUAUAAGCCUCUAAUGCGCAGCUUUGGGCGGCGUGCUGAUGACGAUAGAAAAGACACUGACAAAGACAGAACUCCCACCGCUGGUGGCACCAGCAAACUUUCGGCCAUAUCCCGUCUCGAAAACAAAUAUUCGGAUGUCUUAGAUCGCCAUAGGCAUCACGAGGACGACCGCGACAAAACACUCGAGCCCGAUGAAAACCGAAAUCCUCUCUCCAAAUCAUCAACUUCGCAUCAGUUGUUGGGUGCUGGGCGACCAAAGUUGUCAUCAGGCUCCUUUAAUGCAGUCGACCGAAAGGAACGUACGCCGUACCGCCUCGGACGAAAUAAGACUAAUCGGUAUUUGGGUGAUUCGAAUGAUAGCGGGUACAUAACGAGUACGAAUGGCAGUGCGCGUGGCGACCAUACAACAUUACUCGACGAAAAUUAUCCGCUAGACUAUGGUGGAAGUAGAUAUCGACGGAAUUAUGAAGUGCCACGACACCAUUUGGAAAACUAUGAAGCGCUAAGAGCCGGUGGCGCAAUGGGAUAUGCGCCAGGUUCUAGCCGUUCCGGCCGUGGAGCGGAAUAUGCCGCUGGCUAUAACGCACGUAGCUACAGAAGUCGUGAUGUGUACGAUGAUUAUGGCAACGGCGCUGGUGGCGGAAUCGGCGGCAGCAGUUCACGCAACAGACCUCGUGCUUACGGUCGAAAUAAGACAUCGGAAAAUCUAUUGGCAUCCGCUACUGAAACUGUGCCUAGUGCACAUUCUUCUUUCCGUCCAGACUACGAGGAUUAUGGGGUACCGAAUUCUCGAAAUCGGUUUGCUCAUCGUCGCAAAGAAAAUAUCACACAACGUGUACCAACGCGCAGGGAAGAACUCACAGAUGAAGAUCGUGAGAUACUCAACGAUGAGCGGUCGUCUGCUGAUAAUGCCGCUAUCUUGCUGCUUCUCAAAGAAGAUAAUCAGUAUCUGGAAGCGCGUAAAUUUGAAGAACGUAUGCGUAAACGCAAGGAGCUUCAGGGACGUUUGUUACGUUAUGCGCAAGAGGAUGCGGCUGCCGCGGCAGCUGAGAAAGUUAAGUUGGAAAAAAAUAGUGAGAAGGAAAUCGAAACUAAAAAGACGGAGGCGAAUAGUUCAAAACAAGAAAUCAAUGCCAACAAUGGAGGGGAAGCAUCAAAUGCAAUGUCUACUACACAGAAGACAACAAGCAAUCUAAAAAAAGUAGCUAGUCCAAUUAUCGAUAGUGAUAGUUCUUCGGAAAGUAGCUCUGAAGAAUCCGAUAGCAGUAGUCAGGGAGAUAAACCCGCAACCUCACCUACUACUAAUUCGAAUACUAUAACUACAACAGCUCUUGCUAAAGACACAGAAGACAGUACUAAAGUCCCUACAACCACAAACCUCAGUACAUCCAAAGAGUUAGCGUCUCAGUCAACCUAUACUAGUACACCAAGCUCCACAUCUUCUGCUGGCUCAAGUGUUACCGCACUACAUGCAGAUCGUAAUAAUAAUGACCUCUCCAAGUACAGACCAACUGCUGGUUCCAGUUUCAAAUCGAACGGCGGACUCAUGCACUCUUCGAGCUCAGGGGCUUUGGCGUUUGGUGGCAUUAGCGAACGUCUAGCCGCUGGACGUUCACAACGCUACCAGCCGGCUACAUCUUCGCGCACUGCUGCGCUGUUGGCUGAUUUAGAUACCCUAGGCCCGACAGCAGACAGCAGCAGCAGUCGUUAUCAGCAGUACAAGAAUCCUCUAAACGAUUCAUACAAAUCCUCAUAUCUCUUCGAUCCAUACUAUUCAUAUGGCGGCGCUGGGGGAUCUAGCGUUGCCAGUAGUCGUCGGACGGGGACAGCCGCUGGACUCUCAUCGUCCACUUCAGCUUAUCAACGCCAGCAGAUCCAUGCUUACCAACAGCAUCAGCAGCAACAACUGCACCAAUAUCAACAACACCAACACAUCUUGUCGAAGAGCGCCACAAGCGCGGCACUCUUCCAGAGAUCGCGCAUUCCAAAAACCCUCUCAGCCUUUACAGCAAAGCCCGUCAUACAAGAUGAUGCUGAUGGCCACUUGAUAUAUCACAACGGCGAUAUACUUCAUCACAGAUAUAAGAUCAUGGCUACUCUGGGCGAGGGUACGUUUGGACGUGUCGUGAAGGUCAAGGACAUGGAGAGGGACUUUUGCAUGGCCUUGAAGAUCAUCAAAAACGUUGAGAAAUAUCGCGAAGCUGCGAAGUUGGAAAUAAACGCGUUGGAAAAAAUCGCUCAAAAGGAUCCCCAUUGCGACCAUUUGUGCGUGAAAAUGAUUGAUUGGUUCGAUUACCAUGGCCACAUGUGCAUCGUUUUCGAGAUGUUGGGUUUAAGUGUGUUCGAUUUUUUGCGCGAGAACAACUAUGAACCAUAUCCAUUGGAACAAGUACGGCACAUGGCCUAUCAAUUAUGCUAUUCGGUGAAAUUUUUGCACGACAAUCGCUUAACGCACACUGAUCUCAAACCUGAAAAUAUACUCUUCGUAGAUUCGGAGUAUACGACGCAUUAUAAUCACAAAAUAAAUCGCGAAGUGCGUCGCGUUAAAAACACCGAUGUUCGCCUAAUUGAUUUCGGUUCGGCUACAUUUGAUCACGAACAUCAUAGCACAAUUGUAUCUACACGUCACUACCGUGCGCCGGAGGUUAUUCUUGAGCUAGGCUGGUCGCAGCCCUGUGACGUCUGGUCUGUUGGUUGUAUUCUCUUCGAGCUGUACCUAGGCAUAACACUCUUCCAAACGCAUGACAAUCGUGAGCAUCUAGCGAUGAUGGAGCGGAUCCUUGGUCAAAUACCAUAUCGUAUGGCACGUAAUCAUUGUCAUUACAGCAAAACAAAAACAAAAUACUUUUAUCACGGUAAGUUAGACUGGGAUGAGAAAUCUUCGGCUGGCCGUUAUGUGCGCGAUCAUUGUAAGCCGCUGUUUAGAUAUCAAAUGAGCGACACGGAAGAUCACUGCGAACUUUUCGAUCUGAUCAAGAAAAUGUUGGAGUAUGAACCAUCGCAACGCGUGACGUUAGGUGAUGCGCUGCGCCAUCCAUUCUUCGACAAGCUCCCACCGCACCAACGCGUUGGUGAAAUCGGCAAUAUAAAACAAGCGAUUUCUUCGGGCAGCAGCAGCAGCCGCGAACGUUCGCAUAGUUUGUCAAGAUGAGAUUUGGCGCGAUUUGGUUAUUGUUAAUUAAAAUUAGAACUGCAACAGCGAACGACACAGGAGUAGGAGAAGAACAAUGGACAACCAGCGAUAUAAAUAUAUAAAUUCAAUACAAUGAACUAAAUAGCAUAAGUAAUACAGAAGAACAAGCAUUGGGAUUAGGCGCGUGCCCGGCAUAUAACGGGUGAUGAUGACAACGGUGCAGCGCAACGACAACGAUGCCAUAGAAAACCCUAGGAAAGUAAAACCACACAUCAUCACAAUCAAUUGAAUAGCUCAAUCUAAUUGGACUAAGUCCAGUCAUCAGCAAGCAUACGACAAUUUGAAUAGGCAGAAAACGUGAGAGGAGGAGAGCAUAAAUAGUUUAAGAUACAACUCAGUACUAAAUACUAGUAAAGCUACUUUUUAUAAAAGUUUCUUGUAACUUGCGUAAAAGCGCGGAAAAGUGGUUUACACACACACACACACACACACACUCAAACACUAACACA
Zeugodacus cucurbitae (melon fly) is the source of this 8217-nucleotide messenger RNA. RefSeq names its product probable serine/threonine-protein kinase dyrk2 (gene Doa). Bases 3836 to 7726 code for a protein of 1296 amino acids. The transcript is spliced from 12 exons. Gene Ontology annotation, biological process: protein phosphorylation. The record is from RefSeq and is a predicted model, not a curated record. Gene Ontology annotation, molecular function: protein kinase activity; ATP binding. Gene Ontology annotation, cellular component: nucleus. NCBI's taxonomy places the organism in Eukaryota, Metazoa, Arthropoda, Insecta, Diptera, Tephritidae.